AUGCGACAGUCGUUUUGGUGGCCUGGAUCUUCAAAGGAAAUGGAAGAGUUUGUUCGGACUUGCACCACCUGUCUACAAUAUCUGGUCCCUAGACACGAACCGCUUAUAAGUUCCACAUUGCCUGAGCGUCCUUGGCACACAAUAGCAAUGGACCUUUGCGUAUGCUAUGGUAAAACCUUUUUAGUAAUUAGCGAUUAUUUUUCCAGAUUUCCAGCGAUAGUUCAAUUGGAAAACCAGACAUCACGAUGCAUCAUCAAGCACUUAAAAUCAAUUUUUGCCAGGUUUGGCAUACCGGAAAUAGUCAGAACUGACAAUGGACCUCAGUUUGCCACGGUUCAAUCCUCAGAGUUUCGUCAAUUCGCUCAAUGCUGGGGAUUUAAGCACAUCACAUCCAGCCCUCAUUUUGCUCAAAGCAAUAGAUUCAUUGUGUCGGCAGUUAAAAUAGUCAAGAAUUUGUUGAAGAAAAACACUGAAGAUCCUCAAUUGGCUCUAUUGGAGUACCGUGCCACACCACUCGCUAACGGGUCAAGCCCAGCUGAACUUUUAAUGGGCCGAAAAAUUCGUUCAAUAAUGCCGAUGACAAAUGAUCGUUUUGAGCCAAAUAAGGUCGACAUGGACAAAAUCACAAAGAAUGAAGAACAAAGGAGGCAACAACAAGCAAACAAUUAA
Messenger RNA from Eupeodes corollae, 669 nucleotides. RefSeq lists its product as uncharacterized. Gene Ontology annotation, biological process: DNA integration. Gene Ontology annotation, molecular function: nucleic acid binding. The transcript has a single exon. The record is from RefSeq and is a predicted model, not a curated record. NCBI's taxonomy places the organism in Eukaryota, Metazoa, Arthropoda, Insecta, Diptera, Syrphidae. The coding region runs from base 1 to 669 and encodes 222 amino acids.